Molecule: messenger RNA, 936 nt
Organism: Phytophthora sojae
Lineage: Eukaryota; Oomycota; Peronosporomycetes; Peronosporales; Peronosporaceae
Exons: 2
Coding region: 1-936 (311 amino acids)
Biological process (GO): snRNA 3'-end processing
Cellular component (GO): integrator complex
Source: RefSeq, a predicted model, not a curated record
AUGGCUUCCUUCCGUACUGGAGGAGCCAUUCCGCACGCCCACGAGGGAGUGUUCCGCCAGCCAGCGUUGCUGCGCGUGCUACUUGGACUUGUGCGCGACGUGCGAGCAGCGGCGAACGUCCACGUGACCAAGUGUGACCCGAGCUUGGUGCCUGUAGAGGGCAUGUCUGCGGCUGCAUCUACCUCUGUCAGUGUGCAGCAGCACCAGCCCCUCCAGGAUUGCUUGCUGGCGCACGGCAUUCUGAAGCGAUUGCAACCGCUGAGCUCCGAGUCCAGCGACAACGAAGUGGCUGAGGAGAGUCGUGCUCUGCUUUGCACCAUCGUCAAUGAGCUGCUGACUGCAGAUGCUGAGGUGUCUUCACCGUCGCCCCCUCGAUUGUUGCUGGCGAUACACACGCAGGGGUACGAUGUUACGCUGGUACCAACGUUAGUGGCUCAUGUGCCGGCGAUGAAGCUCAUGUGGGACCACUGGAUGGUACCAACUUCGUCCAACUCGUCGGGUUCUUCGUCGUCUCGCUCAGCUACACCGGGGACGAAGCCGCUGAUGGGGUUCGUGGCUGAAGGUGCUGAGAAGGACCUCCCCAAGUGGCGCUUCCGACUGCGCGUGGUGCUCUCGUUGUGUGCCGCGCAUCUCUCCGGUAGCAAGCAAAGCGCGGCGAUGCAGCAGGCGCUGCGCGUGGUUUGGAACAAGUUUCGCAACGGCGUCGGAAGCUCGGGCGAGAACAGUGCUGGAUACGUCAACCUGCUGGGCGAAGUGUUGCCGUGGAUCGUGCACGCAUGCUCGCAGAACGCCGACCCGAGCGCGGAGCUGGUGCAUUUCCUCUUGAAGCUGCAGAGACAGCUGCAGAGUGGCUCGGGCAGCAGCAAGAGGGAGGGCAGCAGAGGCGACUGGAAAGCCCCAAGAGCAGCGACAGCUUCUGGAACAAGUGCUGCGUGA